Molecule: messenger RNA, 4253 nt
Organism: Choloepus didactylus (southern two-toed sloth)
Lineage: Eukaryota; Metazoa; Chordata; Mammalia; Pilosa; Megalonychidae
Gene: CFAP57
Product: cilia and flagella associated protein 57
Exons: 25
Coding region: 100-3873 (1257 amino acids)
Molecular function (GO): protein binding
Source: RefSeq, a predicted model, not a curated record
GUCCGGGUCUCUUGGGAUCCGUAGGGGUCGUACCCCUAGAUUAGUGCGUGGUCUGGUGACCCAGAGAGAAGAAGCGAAAGAAGUGUUUAGCCCGAGAUCAUGUCUACCGUGGUAGCUCAGUCGCUGCAUGUUUUUGGUCUUCGAUCCCACGUGGCGAACAAUAUCUUCUUCUUCGAUGAGCAGAUCAUUAUAUUUCCUUCAGGAAAUUAUUGUGUGAAGUACAAUAUGGACCAAAAAUGGCAAAAAUUCAUUCCAGGCUCAGAAAAGAGUCAAGCCAUGUUGGCUUUGUCCAUCAGUCCCAAUCGGCGAUACCUCGCUAUCUCCGAGACUGUGCAAGAAAAAGCUGUCAUCACCAUUUAUGAACUGUCAUCCAUCCCUUGCCGGAAGCGCAAAAUCCUUAAUAAUUUUGAUUUCCCAGUUCAGAAAUUUGUUAGCAUGGCUUUUUCUCCAGACUCCAAAUACCUCUUGGCUCAGGCAUCACCUCCAGAAUCAAAUCUUGUCUAUUGGCUAUGGGAAAAGCAGAAAGUAAUGGCCAUUGUUAGAACCGACACACAGAACAACGCUAUCUACCAGGUGAGCUUCAAUCCCCAGGAUAACACUCAGGUUUGUGUCACUGGAAAUGGGAUUUUUAAACUGCUCCGUUUUACUGAGGGAACCCUGAAGCAAAUCAAUUUUCAGAGGGGAGAGCCCCAAAACUAUCUAUCCCAUGCCUGGUUGUCUGAUGACAAGAUUAUCGUCGGCACUGAUACAGGCAAGCUCUUCCUCUUUGAAUCUGGAGAUCAACGCUGGGAAACAAAUAUAAUGGUCAAGGAACCCACUGGUGAUUUGAAGAAUCUGGAGGUGAUCCAUGAAUCGGAGAGCCUGAUUGAAUUUCCACCAGUCAGCUCCCCAGUCCCUUCCUUUGAACAGGUGGUGAAGGCCAGCAGCCACGGCCAGCUGGCACUGCCCCAGGUGUUUGCCAUUGCAGCCUAUUCAAAGGGAUUUGCCUGUUCUGCUGGGCCAGGAAGAGUACUGCUGUUUGAGAAGAUGGAAGAGAAGGAUUUCUACCGUGAAAGCAGAGAAAUCCGGAUCCCCAUGGACCCACAGAGCAAUGACCCAAGUCAGUCUGACAAACAGGAUGUUCUCUGCAUGUGCUUCAGCCCCUCAGAGGAAACUCUGAUUGCCAGCACUAGUAAGCAGCAACUCUACAGCAUCACCAUGUCCCUGACAGAGAUCACUAAGGGGGAGCCUGCUCACUUUGAGUAUCUGAUGUACCCAUUACAUUCAGCAUCCAUCUCGGGUCUAGCUACCUGCAUCCGCAAACCCCUCAUUGCCACCUGUUCUCUGGAUCGAUCUGUUCGUGUCUGGAAUUACGAAUCAAACACUCUAGAACUAUAUAAGGAAUACCAAGAAGAGGCAUACACGGUCAGCCUUCACCCAUCUGGACACUUUGUUGUAGUAGGGUUUGCUGACAAACUACGCCUAAUGAAUCUACUCAUUGAUGAUAUACGUUCUUUCAAAGAAUACUCUGUCAGAGGAUGCAAAGAGUGUUGCUUUAGCAAUGGAGGUCACCUGUUUGCUGCAGUCAAUGGGAAUGUGAUCCACAUUUUUACCACCACAAGCCUAGAGAACAUCUCAAACCUGAAAGGACACACAGGAAAGGUUCGUUCAGUUGUGUGGAAUGCAGAUGACAGCAAGCUGAUUUCCUGUGGCACAGAUGGUGCCGUGUAUGAAUGGAAUCUGUCCUCAGGAAAGAGAGAGACAGAAUGUGUGCUCAAGUCCUGCAGCUACAACUGCGUUACCAUCUCCCCCGAUGGAAAAGUUAUCUUUGCCGUUGGAUCAGACCAGACCCUCAAGGAGAUUGCAGAUUCUUCAGUCCUUCGAGAGAUGUCAGCAUUUGACGUUACCUACACAGCCAUUGCCAUCUCACACUCAGGGCGGAUGAUGUUUGUGGGCACCUCAGUGGGAACCAUUCGUUCAAUGAAGCACCCUCUCCUUGUGCAGAAAGAAUUCAAUGAGUACCAGGCCCAUGCUGGUCCUGUCACUAAGAUGUUGCUCACCUUCGAUGACCAAUACUUGCUGACUGCUGCUGACGAUGGCUGCCUUUUCACCUGGAAGGUCUUUGAUAAGGAUGGUCGAGGGAUCAAGCGAGAAAGGGAAGUGGGCUUUGCCGAAGAGGUGCUUGUUACUAAAACAGACAUGGAAGAGAAGGCUCAGGUCAUGUUGGAGCUGAAGACUCGUGUGGAAGAAUUAAAAAUGGAGACCGAGUAUCAACUUCGACUGAAGGAUAUGAACUAUUCUGAGAAGCUUAAGGAGCUAACAGACAAGUUCAUCCAGGAAAUGGAGUCCUUGAAAACAAAGAACCAGGUUUUAAGAACAGAAAAAGAAAAGCAGGACAUAAUGCAUCAGGAACACCUAGAUGACCUCCUAGACACGCAAAGCCGAGAACUGCAAGACCUGGAAUGCUGCAAUAACCAAAAGCUACUUCUGGAAUAUGAGAAGUACCAGGAGUUGCAGCUCAAGUCCCAGAGGAUGCAGGAAGAAUAUGAAAAACAGCUUCGGGAUAAUGAUGAGACCAAGAGUCAAGCCCUGGAGGAGCUAACUGAAUUUUAUGAGGCUAAACUUCAGGAGAAAACCGCCCUUUUGGAAGAGGCCCAGGAAGAUGUCAGGCAGCAGCUGCGGGAGUUUGAGGAGACCAAGAAACAGAUCGAAGAAGAUGAAGACCGAGAAAUUCAAGACAUCAAAACCAAAUAUGAGAAAAGGCUUCGGGAUGAAAAGGAAUCAAACCUGCGGCUCAAAGGAGAAACGGGAAUCAUGAGGAAAAAGUUCAGCAGCCUGCAGAAGGAGAUUGAAGAGCGAGCCAAUGACAUUGAGAUCCUCAAGGGAGAGCAGGUGAAGCUUCAAGGAGUCAUCAAGUCCCUGGAGAAGGACAUCCAGGUCCUCAAGCGGGAGAUCCAGGAAAGAGAUGAGACAAUUCAGGAUAAGGAGAAGCGAAUUUAUGAUCUGAAAAAGAAAAAUCAGGAACUAGAAAAAUUCAAGUUUGUGCUUGACUACAAAAUAAAGGAGCUGAAGAAGCAAAUAGAACCUCGAGAGAAUGAGAUCAAAGUGAUGAAGGAACAGAUCCAGGAGAUGGAAGCUGAACUGGAGCGUUUCCAUAAACAGAACACACAACUGGAGCUGAAUAUUACAGAACUGUGGCAGAAAUUAAAAGCCAGUGAUCAGGAGAUGUGCAGAGAGAGACAGAAGGAGCGGGACUUAGAAGCUCUGGUCAAACGGUUUAAGACAGACCUUCACAACUGUGUCGCAUGUAUCCAGGAACCUCGGCUGCUGAAGGAGAAGGUCCGAGGUCUCUUUGAGAAGUAUGUGCAGCGGGCAGACAUGGUGGAGAUUGCAGAGAUGAACACAGACCUGCAGCAAGAGUAUGCCCGUCAGCGGGAGCAUCUGGAGAGGAACCUGGCCACGCUUAAGAAGAAGGUGGUCAAAGAGAGUGAGCUGCACCGCGCUGACUAUGUCCGCAUCAUGCAGGAAAAUGUCUCCUUGAUCAAGGAAAUUAAUGAGCUCCGCAGGGAGCUAAAGUUCACCCGCUCCCAAGUUUAUGACCUUGACGCAGCCCUGAAGUUGACCAAGAAAGUCCGUCCACAGGAUAUUCCAGACACAGUGCCCAGCAGGGACAUGAUUGGCAUCACUCCCACAACGAGACUAAAUGAGCAAGAAGAAACUGGAAGAAUUAUCGAAAUGCAACGCCUAGAAAUCCAGCGCCUCAGAGAACAAAUCCAAGAGCAAGAACAGGUCCCAGGGUUCCAUCCCCUCACUGGAGUUCGACUUCCCUCCCUCAUCGACUCAGAGAUUGGACCACCUGAUCUUAAAUAUGACCAUCUGCUGUUUCUGACCUAGCUUUCAUUUCUACCAGGCCCCAUUAUUGGGAACCCAGCUACACAGAUAUGAGGACAGGUGGUUUUUUAAUGCACUGAAGAGCAAAGGAAUAUAACCAGAUGUCCGUAUCUUCAACCUGCAAAGGCCGACACGCCUCUAAUACUCAACAAACAUCUAAGCCCCCAGUGCCUGCUGGUCACCUCUGCCUAUCUUAGCCUGGCAUCUUUGGAGCAGCUGCUGCUUGCCCCAUCUUCCCCAAUCUGCUGGGCACUAGUCUCCAGUAAAAUUGAUUAAAAAUUGUUUCCUUCUGUUUUUUUUCUUUAUUAUUAGAGAAUCAUGACAGAAAAUUCAGGCAUAAAUUACAGAGUUCCCAUAUAUCACCCCAUUAUUAACACACUAUA